Messenger RNA from Anarrhichthys ocellatus (wolf-eel), 507 nucleotides. RefSeq names its product nanos homolog 2 (gene nanos2). Bases 1 to 507 code for a protein of 168 amino acids. Gene Ontology annotation, molecular function: zinc ion binding; RNA binding. The record is from RefSeq and is a predicted model, not a curated record. The transcript has a single exon. NCBI's taxonomy places the organism in Eukaryota, Metazoa, Chordata, Actinopteri, Perciformes, Anarhichadidae.
AUGACAACAAUGCAAAGACAGGUCGUGGUCCAGAGCUCGCUCCUCUCUGCUGGGGACUGCUUCGACAUGUGGCAUGACUACAUGAACCUGGGCAGACUGCUGGAGAGGCUGUGCGACAAUCGCAAGGGGGGCCACGGAGACCCCGAGGACCCAAAGAAAGAAGCUGAAGAACCGGCAGCUUGGAGCCACAUCCAAACCUCUCGGCAGGAGAGCUGCAGAAACUCAAUAGAGACUAGUUCGGUCAGCAGCCUCUCCGGUCUCUCGGACACCAGCUGCAACGGGACUUCCUCGGGCUACUGUCGCUUCUGCAAGCAGAACGGGGAGUCUGCGAGGGUGUACCGGUCUCACAGGCUGAAAUCGGACGACGGGAAAGUCAUCUGCCCCAUCCUCUGGAACUACACUUGCCCCAUCUGUGAAGCCACCGGGGACCACGCUCACACACGCCGGUACUGUCUGCAGGCACGGCGGGAAGAGGCUCCAAGGACGCUGCCGGGGUCCAGGUUCUAG